GCUUUGCAUGCUCCCGCCCACUGAAGCACCAAUCACAACAACCCACCGUCACCUUGACUCAAACCACGGUCCGGAAUCCAGCCCCCGUCUUCCGUUUUUUUAUUCCUCAGCUCUUUAUUUCCUCGUCAAGUCUCCAUUCCUUCCCCCCUCCUUCCCUUUUCAUCCAUCUAUAUAACCCCUCUUUGCCUCCUCCCAUUCCAACCCAAACCCUGGGGAUAGAAUGAGGGGAAUAACGUACUGGUUGGCGGAGCACCCCGCCAUCGUGGGCUUCCGGUGGAGCCACGCCCAGUCCUGGGGCUCCACCUGGUCCUUCCUCUUCUCCGCCAUCGUCCUCUAUCUCUCACUCUCUCUCUUCCUCCACCUCGCCCUCCACCUAGCCGGCCGCCGCCGCCCCGUCCCCCUCGGCCCAUUCCCUGCCCUCCACUCCCUCGCCAUGGCCCUCGCCUCCGCCGCCAUCUUCCUCGGCAUCCUCCUCUCCUCCCUCGCCGAGAUCCGCGACACCCGCUGGUUCUGGCGCCGCACCAAGACCACCCCUUUCCAGUGGCUCCUUUGUUUCCCCCUGGGGACCCGCCCCACCGGCCGAGUUUUCUUCUGGUCGUACGCCUUCUACCUCUCUCGGUUCCUCCACCUCCUCCGGACCUUCUUCGCGAUCCUCCGGCGACGGCCGCGGGCGCUGGGGAGGCUCUUCAGCCACUCGGCGCUGGUGUGCAUGUCCUUCCUCUGGCUCGAGUUCUCGCAGUCGUUCCAGGUGGUGGCGAUCCUCUCGGCGACCCUGGCGCACGUUGUGGUCUUUGGGUACCGGUUCUGGCUCGGGGUGCGGCUGCCGGUGGCCGGCAGGGGCGGCGCCGCCUCGUGCUUCCCGAUGGUGGUGGUGGCGUGCCAGGUGGCGCUGCUGGGGUGCAACCUGGUGUGCCAUCUGGGGGUCCUCCUGCUCCACCUCUCCAAGGGGGGCUGCAACGGGAUCGGUGCGUGGUUGUUCAAUUCGGUGCUCAACGCCGCGCUGCUCGUCCUCUUUGUCGAUUUCCACGUCAAGAGGGCGGUCAGGAGGCGGAAAGGUCUCGCCUUGGACGACGAUUGCGGCAGCGUUUAUUGCCACCAGACUAAUAAUUCCGGAUCUUCCGAGCCUAGUAAAGAGCAAUGAUUACGAGGGAACAAAUAGCUCGGCUCGGAAUUUGACGGAGAGGACCAGGAGGAACGAAUUAGGCUAUCCUUCUCCUUUCUCUUGUUCAUAUACGUUUAGAUGAUGUAUCACCUAUACGAGUUAUUGGCGAAGGAGAGGAUUAUACCAUAUUUUUGGGGAACUGAAGGAAAAGGUGCCCUUUUUUUGUAUAGUAUAUUUCAUAGAGUCAUAAUUUCUUAUACAGAGAGAGGAUAUGUUUUCUUGAAGUUUCGAUAUAUUAGUUUGUAAGUUUUUUUUCCAUCUUCUCUGUUCAUCGAAGUGGUUCAGUAAGAAGCAAACCUUUCUUCAAUCCUCUGAAAAGUGCUUCGUAAGAAUUAAAACCGAA
Messenger RNA from Phoenix dactylifera (date palm), 1505 nucleotides. Its product is annotated as fatty acid elongase 3-like. The record is from RefSeq and is a predicted model, not a curated record. NCBI's taxonomy places the organism in Eukaryota, Viridiplantae, Streptophyta, Magnoliopsida, Arecales, Arecaceae. Gene Ontology annotation, cellular component: endoplasmic reticulum membrane. Gene Ontology annotation, biological process: very long-chain fatty acid biosynthetic process; sphingolipid biosynthetic process; fatty acid elongation, saturated fatty acid. Gene Ontology annotation, molecular function: fatty acid elongase activity.